AUGGGGCCCCUACUAGUGCUGCUGCAGCCGCUGUGUCUGUCGCCUAGGGCCGGAGUAAAGGAGAGGGGCCCUCAAAGGGGGCCCCCUUAUCUGUCUGGGGGGCCCCUCCACAGUGUUGCGGUUGCCGGCAAGUUGGGGGGCCCCCCUACCAGUUGGGGGCCCCUGAGGGGCCCCCCUACCAGUUGGGGGCCCCUGAGGGGCCCCCUUGUCUAUUCUUUUACUGCAACACUUUUCUUCUUCUUUUGUCUCUUUUUCACGGGGCUGUCAGAGGGGGCGGUCCUUAGGGCACCGCAACCCCCAGCAAUAGCCCCUCAUACAACCCCUCUGCAGCAGCAGCAGCAGCAGCAGCAGCAGCAGCAGCAGCAGCAGGUGUGGGCAGCUGCUUUGUCUCGAGGAAGCGACAGGGGGCCCCUCCGUCUAGGACUGACGGCAGUAGAGCCGCAAAGGAGGGGCCCCCCUGACGUCACAGCAGGGGCCCGUCGGUUUGCAUGCGGUGGGGGGCCCCCCUGUUUGAGUUUCGUUCAUAGGGGCCCCCCUCUAGCUGUGAAGGGCCUUCGCUCAGCGGCGAGGGGGCCCCAGAGAUCUCCUUGGGGCCCGCGCUUGAAGGGAGGGGCCCCUGACGAUAUCUGUUGGCCCCCCUCAUCGCCCGCAGCAGCAGCAACUGCUGCUGCGGCUGCUGCUACAGCAGCAGCAGCAGACGCAAGUGAAGCAGCAACAGCAGCGGAUGCAGCAGCAGCGGAAGCAGCAGAAGAAGUAGCAGCAAGUGUAGCUCGCGUUGCUUCUGCUUCAGCUGUGGCGGAUGCAGCAGCACGAGCGCGGGAAGCAGCAGCAGCAGCAGCAGCGGCAGCAGCAGCAGCAAAAGCAGCAGCAGCAGGAACUCGCCCCCUUCCUCACAUCCAAACAGACCUCCCAGGAGACAGUCUCCUUGAACGUAAAUACCCCUCGUUUGAAGAUAUACCAUCAAAGCUGCCGCCUAGGGGUCUGGGGUGUCUCCCUCAGGCAGCAAAAGGAGACACUGCAGCAGCAGCAGCAGCAGCAGCAGCAACGCUGGGGGGCCCCACAGCAGGGGUGGGGGCCCUAGGGCGGGGGGCCCCCUUGAGGGACAUCCUAGGGAAGGAAGCAGCAGCUGUACAGACAGCAGCAGACGAAGAGAGACAGUUUGUUGAGGCCCGCUGGCUGCAGAGACUUGCUGAGACACACAAACUAGCAGACAAACAAAUAGAGACAGUGAGGGAGCAGCAAGCAGAGAAGCUUAGGAGGAUGCAGCAGCCGCCCUGGGUAUUUUCUGUUGAUAGUUUGGAGGUUGAGGCCCCUGCACCCCUAUUUUAUGAUUAUAAGACCUACGGGCCCUACUUAGAGGCAUACACGGAAAAGACGAGUGACCAGGUUAGCUGCAGCGAGCUCCACUUGAACGAGGAGACUGGAUUGAUUGAGGAGACACCUCUUCCGAGUCCCCGUAGCAGCAGCCCCGAGCAGCAGCAGCAGCAGGAGCAGGAGGAAGAGGAGCGUCUACGUGCUGCUUCUGCUGCUGCUGUUGCUAAAGGAGAAGUCUAUGGGCCUGCAUGCAGUGGCUUCCGUCUGCAGCAAAUAAGCCCCCCUGUAGCCCACCGCAGCGGCAUCAGUUCUUUCUUUUACUUUCAUGCCCCGCACUCUGCACCCUUUGUCCCCUUUAUUAAUGCAUGCAGAAGAGAGACAUUUACUCUACCGAGGCCUGCUGUUACUGCUAUCAAAAUUGAAAACCUUGAUUCCUACGUAGACGCCCCACAGCUGCAGCCUCCCCCGCCCAGCCAGAUCCCUCCUGCCUACCUGCAGCAGCUGCAGCAGCAGCAGCAACAGCAACAGCAGCAAGAACAACAACAACACCCGCAGCAACAACAACAGCAACAGCAGCAACAACAGCAACAGCAGCAACAGCAGCAGCAACAACAACAACAGCAGCAGCAGCAGCAGCAGCAGCAGCAGCAGCAGCAGCAGCGUAAGGGAAUAAGCCCUUCAGCAUUCUUAAAAAGACUGCCAGUAGAGGUGGGGAUGUGCGUUGUGGGUAUGCGGGAAGAUGUAGAGGAUUUGAUAGAUAAUCUAAGACAAAUAAUAUUUAGAAGAAAGAGACCUUAUAAUAAAAGGAGGGGCCCCCGGGGGUCCCCUAAGAUAGGGGGCCCCCCAGAAAAGGGUACCUUCGAUAACCCAUGGGUAGGGUCUCUAUCUGUAAAGGGCCCUAUUGCUGCUGUUGCUGGCGAUAUAGUACUACCUGAUGAGCUUGAAGUUGUGAACAAGAGUGCUUAUUUAUGUACAAUGAAUGCAAAUUAUUAUUUAAAUCUGCAGAUAAAGAUUGAAGAAAUAGAAGAGUAUGUGCUGCCUGAGUUUGGCUAUGAUAGUCUUAAUAGAGAUAUUGAUGCAGAGGGGUUUUUCUAUAUUGCUUCUUAUUGCUGCCCUGUGCAGCUCUUCGGCUUUGAAGCUCAGAGGGUCCCUGAGGCCCUCUCUUCAGCUGUCUCUUCACAUGCACAUAAACACGCUAUACGUUAUUACAAGGAGACACCUUAUGCACAAGCACAGAAGGCUAGGUUCGGAAGAGACCCACAUACUGACCCUGUCUAUACUACACUUUCCAGCUGUCUCCAAAAGGGGGGGGGCCCCCACAAUAAACAGGGGGGCCCCCAGGGGGCCCCUAAAGGGCCCCCUCAGGGACUCCAGCACCAGCAGGAGACACGCAGCAGCAACGCCUUGAAUACACACAUACAGUCAGCAACAACAAAGAAUAGUGUAAGGAGACUCGGUGUGGGGGGGGCCCCUACUUUAUUGAGGAAGGGGGCCCCAGGAGGAGGCAGCGAUGCAGGAGAUGAAGGAGGAGACGAAGGGGCCCCCCCUUUUCCUUAUGAAUCUCUUGGAGAGAUAGUUACAAUUGAAAUACAUACUGAUGGGUCUGCAACCCCUAGAGAAGCAUUUAUAGAGGCCCUAGAAAGGGUUGAGGGCCUCGCUUUAGAGACACUUGGGGCCCUUCGUACAAACUGUAAACCCUCAAGAGAUGGAAAUGUUGAAGAAGAAUUUGAAGACCCAGAUAUAUACACCGGGGUGCCCUGGAACCCUUAUAAAGAUUCUUUGACUCGUACACUCGAUAGGCAUAAGACUUUCUUUAGAAACGAUAUGCUGAGGCAGUAUAGCCCUGUAAAGGAACAGCUAUUAUAUAGAAGAGAAGUAUUUGGAGACACUCGGGGGCCCCCUAACAGUCCCCCUGAGGGGCCCCCCAACUCGCAGCAACACCCCAUGCAGGGCCCCCAACACGAAGGAGACACCCACACAAAAGAGACAGACAAAAGGACCCCACAGCAAGAGAUUCAUACUCUAUACGCAACACAGGCACCGGUGCAGCCGCAGGAGACUGCUUCAGGGGGGCCCCCCUCGGGCCCCUCAACUCCUGCGGAGGGCCCCUUAGAGACCCUAGGGGCCCCCUUAGGGCCUCGUCCUGUGUCCCCCUUAGGGCCUUCUAGUGGGGCCCCCACAGGGCCCUCAACUGAGGCCCCCAUAGGGCCCUCAACUGAAGCCCCCAUAGGGCCCUCUACUGAGGCCCCCAUAGGGCCCUCUACUGAGGCCCCCUUGGGUGCUCCUACAGGGACCCCCUUAGGGGCCCCCACUGGGGUGCCCUCGAAGCCUCCUGGGGCCCCGUUAGGGUCCGCUGAUGCGUCUUUUGCAGGGGCUGAUGAUGUGUCUCCUUUUGUUUCUGAUGAGGAGACAGAGCGUUUGCUAGAUGAAGAGGAGUUGGAAGAGGAGUUGGUGCAGCGUAGCCCAACAAUAAGACUAGAGCGAGAAAAGGAGUAUCAGGCGACUUUAAAGCUGCGAGAAGACAUAGAAAAAGGUAAAAAACUACAAGAAAGAGGAGACGGUGAGGGUCUCCCUAAGUUCCCCAUCAAACAUCAGGGCCUUGAGAUGCCCCCUGAUUGGGUCUUUGAUGAUUUUAUGGCUCAGAGGGUCCCCAUAGGAUGGGUUACUGGCUUCACAAACGAUUAA
Eimeria acervulina is the source of this 3999-nucleotide messenger RNA. RefSeq names its product DNA-directed RNA polymerase alpha chain, putative. The record is from RefSeq and is a predicted model, not a curated record. The transcript is spliced from 4 exons. Bases 1 to 3999 code for a protein of 1332 amino acids. NCBI's taxonomy places the organism in Eukaryota, Apicomplexa, Conoidasida, Eucoccidiorida, Eimeriidae.